AAAAAAGUGGCCAUUAGAAAUGAAAGACGCACUUUUACAGCGAGAGGACUGUAAUGUGAUUGUGGUGGACUGGUUUAAAGGAGCAAAGAAAGGUUAUUUCCAAUCUGCAGGAAAUACUCGACUUGUGGGGGCUAUGGUGGGGGAGCUUGUAAAGUUCCUGAUUUCCAGCGUUGAUGGGUCACCUGAAUUGGCCGAGCGGUUUUAUGUUGUAGGAGUUAGCCUUGGUGCUCAGACGGCAGGAUAUGCUGGAAAUUAUCUGAAGGAGAAAGGCAUCAAGCUCGGGCGUAUUACAGGAUUGGAUCCAGCGGGACCCCUUUUCACCAAAGUCGACGACAUUCGCUUCCGAUUAGAUCCAGAUGAUGCUGGAUACGUUGACGUCAUACACACCGACAUGCCACCGCGUGGCAGUAUUUUCGGUCUCGGGAUGCGCAGAGAUGCUGGCCACACUGACUUUUUUCUUAAUGGCGGCGUCAGGCAGCCUGGCUGUAAAAAACAUGAAAUAGACUUCGAUAUAUUCAAGACAACGCUCUGUGACCAUGCGAGGUCUGUGGAAUACUACUAUGCCUCAGUACAGAAUCCAUGCUCCUGGAAAGCAUAUCCAUGCCAGAGCUUAAACGACUGUGAGAAUGGAAAGACAACGGCAUGCAUUGGCGAGUGCCCCUCUGUGGGAUAUGGUGCCGACCAAACGAAAAAAGUUGGAAGAUUUUUUCUGAGAACAAACAGCAAAGCUCCUUUUUGCGGUACGCGGGUUUCUCCUGUACUUGUAGUGUAA
Pocillopora damicornis (cauliflower coral) is the source of this 772-nucleotide messenger RNA. RefSeq names its product pancreatic triacylglycerol lipase. The record is from RefSeq and is a predicted model, not a curated record. Gene Ontology annotation, biological process: lipid catabolic process. Lineage: Eukaryota; Metazoa; Cnidaria; Anthozoa; Scleractinia; Pocilloporidae. Gene Ontology annotation, molecular function: triacylglycerol lipase activity.